AUGCCUGGUCACGAUAUCCAGUCGGCAGCGCUUUUUAUUAACAAUGUUUUGACAUCCAAAGGAUACAUUAGCGAGUCAGAAAAGAUAUAUUUUGGAGAUAGUGAAGCGAGGUCGGAUAGGAAUGACACACGGAUCAUUAACACGAUUUAUGCACUGAUAAAUACCAUUGAGAACGAUUCCAAAGCCAAGGAGGCAGCUCAAAGGAAAACUGGCGCAUUGGAAAGAGAAUUAGAGAGAGAAACAAACUUGAGGACUCGUGUCGAAUCUAGAUAUGAUGCAUUGGAGAAACAAAUUCAGACGAGUCAGAAAAAAGCCAACAAUCUGGAGAUGAUGCUUGAUGACGAGAAGAAUAAAUCACAUGAACUACGUGAAACUGCCCUGAGACUUCAGUACUCUUUACAGCAGUUUAAAUUACAAAGUGCGAAUGAGCUACGCAGAAAAGAUAUGGAACUAGCAUGGCUGAGAGAAAGGGUGCGCGACCCUAGACGAGCGUCCAAAAGUUUAGCAGAGUUUUCAUCAAAAACACCGACCGCCAUAUCGGGCUCUCUUGCCUCGACUAGGCUGGCUCAUUUACCUACAAACCCAGAAGAUGAGCAGAUGAAACUACAUAACGAACUGACGAGCACAAAUAUUGCAUUGUCCCAGGAAUUGACCUCAUUUAACUCCGAACUGGUGUCAGAAAAUAAGCUACUAUUCUCUCUGCUUAACAAAGUCAAAGUUACCAUUCAAAAUCUCACCGAGGGCCGGAUUCACGAGAAACUGGCUGGGUUUGAUUUUGUUGGAAAAGGCAAUGAGAGUGAUUCGGCCGGUGUAGCUAUUCGUGCAGCGAGCUCAGAAGAGCUUGGCGAGCAAGUUUUAUUAUCCAUUGCACAGAUCAGGGAUAUUUUGAAUUCCCCUAACUUUGUAUCUCUGGCAGAGUUGAAAGAAAAGGAGACCAGAGUGGAAUCGUUAGAGUUUCAAUUGAAAGAAAUGACAAGUAAUUGGGAAAAGGCCCUGAAAACUAUGGAGGACUGGAGAGCAUACAGAGAGAAUAGAAAAAGUGGAGGCCGUAACGUGAAUACAGGAAAAAAUGGAUUAGACGAUGGGCAGUCAAGCAUAGCGAAUCCUAGAAUCAGAUCUACGAGCGAGGCAAAUCUCAAGCGUAGGACAGCCCAUCAAUCAUUUGGCUCGUCUGCACAAUCUACUUCUACUAAGGGAGAUAAUAAAAUAAUAUCCCAGACAGAAACUGAUGAAAUUACAAAGGCGACCGUAGUCUAUCCCAAUUCAAAUACUGUAACUGUUUCUCCUAUGCGUAGGUCAUUGAUACCAGAUAGCAAAUCGACAUUCAAACAAGCUACAGAUCCGAAACGCGACCUUGAAUACAACGAUCAGGCAUUAGAACUGUCUUCAACGUUCACUUUGGUACGAACUACAGCAGGAUCGAAACCAAAACUCACGUCAAUUGACCUGACUCCAAAGGCAGCGAAAAGGGCGAGCAACAUCGGCCAAUUCUCAAGAGCACCUGCACCAAACCUACCAUCUAAGAUAGAUUCUGACUAUACAGCCUCACAAAAAUUAGAACCAAAGGAAGUUGGAUCAGAUGAACGAAGUACAAGUGGAGCAGACGUCGUCGCUUCUACAGGGAACUGA
Sugiyamaella lignohabitans is the source of this 1629-nucleotide messenger RNA. RefSeq lists its product as uncharacterized. The transcript has a single exon. The record is from RefSeq and is a predicted model, not a curated record. Lineage: Eukaryota; Fungi; Ascomycota; Dipodascomycetes; Dipodascales; Trichomonascaceae. The coding region runs from base 1 to 1629 and encodes 542 amino acids.